Equus quagga is the source of this 1655-nucleotide messenger RNA. RefSeq names its product odorant-binding protein 2b-like. Gene Ontology annotation, molecular function: small molecule binding. The transcript has 3 exons. The record is from RefSeq and is a predicted model, not a curated record. NCBI's taxonomy places the organism in Eukaryota, Metazoa, Chordata, Mammalia, Perissodactyla, Equidae. The coding region runs from base 1248 to 1655 and encodes 135 amino acids.
GGCCUGUCUUAUGGUACAUGAGGCAGUCAAAGCUGAGGAGGGAGGUGAAAGCAUUUUGGAAAGUCGGGGUUCUAGAAGAAUGAAUGUAAGCAACUUGCAGUAUUGUGGGUUCGGACAGGCUCUGAUGGAUCCUGGUCCCUGGUCCCACUCCAGGCAGAAGGAGGGAGGAGCCCUCAUUCAUUGAACCUUGUACAUGUCAGGGGAGCCGGGUCUUUGCAGGCCCACUCAGCAGAGCCUUACAAAGAUCCAAAGUGAUCGAAGUUGUGGGUGCCCCUGUAGGGGCGGAAUCCUCUGAGGCUCAGAGAGAUUCAGUAACUGGUUUAUUCUUGAAUGAACGAACGACCAAGAGCACCUAGCACGUGGAUGGAGCUCCUCCCUACAGGCCAUCGAACUCGUGAGACCCGGGAAUCAAGCCUUUCCCUUUGGGGAACUUAAUUCUAACAGAGAAGAUGGGCACUGAACACUCAUGGGGAGAAAUGAGCAGACAAUCCAGAGAGUAAUGAGUGCUCUCCGGGAAACACAGCCUGGCCUGGAGGUCCAGAAUGAAGGGGGUGGCACAGCCAGAUCGCUCCCUCCUGUGGCCUGGGGAGGCCCCUCUGAGGAGGUGACAUUUAAACUGAUCCUGAGACAUAAAAUAGUGCCCCCAAUGCCGGGAAGAUGUGGCCUGAGGGUCCCAGGCCCAGGGCGAGCAAAUGCAGGGGCCCCAGGGCAGGUGAGAGCUCGGACUCUGGGGACCCUGUGGGAAUCAGCUGAUUGCACACCCUGUCUCUGUAGUUGUAAAGCUCAGUCCCUCUCCCCUCAGCAGUGAGAGGCCAGUUACCAGAGAACUGGCGGAAGAUCCAGCCCUGGGAUCCUGGGGGAGGGGGAUGGGCGGGGCUGUAAGGAAGCCCUUGGCCUUCCCUCCAUGACUGGGAGUGCAGACAUGCACCCCUGCCCCUUCUGAUAAUGUCCUCAUCCAGAUGGCUCACUUGGAGUAAGCACCCUGGGAGGCAGGAAAAAGGGAUGGUAUUAUGUGUCUUUUAUUCUGUGGGUGGCACUUAAUUGUCACUCAUCAGAUUCCAAGAAUAAUGACAGUCCACCUCCCCGAUGCAGAAUUGGCCAGGAUGUUAGGUGGGAGGGGUGUGGCCAGUGCCAAGUGUUCAUGGGCACGAGCCGAGCUGGAUAUAAAGGGCAGCGCUGUGAGGACUCGCACAGCCUCCUCCAGACCCCAGUGACCUGCCGGCGGCUGUGAGCACAGACCCCUGGAGAUGAAGGUUCUGUUCCUGACCAUCACCCUUGGCCUGAUCACAGCCCUGCAGGCCCAGGACCCUCUGUUCUUCCCCUCAGAGAACGAGAAUAUCAUAGGGACGUGGUAUGUGAAGGCCGUGGUGGCUGACAAGGACCUGCCUAAGGAGAAGAGGCCCAAGAAGGUGUCCCCCUUGACAGUCACUGCCCUGGAUGGUGGAGACUUGGAGGCCAUGGUCACCUUCAUGAAGGGGGGCCAGUGCCACGAGAAGAGAGUUGUGAUGCACCAAACUGAGGAGCCUGGCAGAUACAGCACCUGUGAGUCCAGACCAGGCUGUGCCACAUUCCCCACCAGAGCCCAGGCCUCCCCUUCCCCUGAGGCUGCCUGCUGCCUGGCAGUCCCUGCCCUGUCCCCUCCCAGGAGCAGCUAA